GCGGAGACUGCUGGGAGAACGCGACGCCGUCCCUGCUCGGGCCGUUUGAACUUGGCGGGCCUGAUGCAGGCGGCGGGUCCUUGGCGGGCCGCCUCUCCCGUUCCUUGCACCCGCUACCUCGCCCGCUGCAAGCCCGGCUUCCGGCCCUCCUCGAGCUUUGUCGUCGACCUCAUAGUGGAUUCCCAGGGCCCAGAGCUGGAGGAUGUGGCGUUGACCGAGUGCUUGUUGCCGCCGUCUCUGAGCUGCAGCAACUCCACCCUGUCCCUGUUGUCUCCCCUUGGCCACCGGAGCUUUCCAUUUGGCGAGGACGACAGUGAGGGGGAGGAUGAAGAGGCCCUGGACGAAGAUGCCUGUGAGUCAGAGGCCAAGGUGGAGAGCUUGGAAGGAAUGGAGUUACAGGGCCGCUCCAGCUGUGAAGUUGAGUCCCAGGACAAACAAGAAGAGAAGCAAGUGCUGUUACAGGAAAGCAGUCUGACACCAUGGGAGAUGUGGUUUGUUGGCAAAGAAAAGGAAGAGCGUGGCCGGCUACAACAGAAAGUUCUGGAGGAAUUAAAUCAACAAAUAGAAAAAAGAAAAGAAAUGGAAGAACGUGAAAAAAGAAAGAUAAUUGCUGAAGUAAAGCAUAAGGAAUGGGUUCAGAAGAAAAAUAAGCAGGAAAGGAAAGAAAGAGUACAAAAAAUUAAUAAAGAAAUGGAAGAAAAAGCAGCAAAAAAACGGGAGAAAGAACAUUUGCAAGAAAAAGCAAAAGAAAAAUAUCAAGAAUGGUUGAAGAAAAAAAAAGCUGAAGAAUGUGAGAAGAAGAAAAAAGAAAAGGAAAAAGAAAAGCAGCGGCAAGCAGAAUUACAGGAGAAAAAGGAAAUCGCAGAAAAAAAGUUUAAAGAAUGGUUGGAAAAUGCAAAAAAUAAACCUCGUCCAGCUGCAAAGAGCUAUGGUUACUCCAGUGGAAAGCUUACAGGUUUUUACAGUGGAAAUUCCUACCCAGAACCAACUUUUUAUAACCCAAUUCCGUGGAAGCCAAUUCCUAUGCCCCCUCCUAAAGAAGCGAAGAGUGAACCAGGAAAGAAGAGCAGUAGAGAAGCAGUGAAGAAGAGUAACCGACCUGCCACGAGCCAGCCGCUCACAGCAUCGUCCCUGGCACUUCACAAUGCCAGGAGCAGCCUUUGCCUGGGGUCUUUGUGCCGAGUACAGAGAUAGAGUCUGUGCACACAGUGUACCAGGACCUAGGACCUACCUUAAAACCAGGAUACCUUUUUUUAACACUUCUUAAUCAACAAGACAAUAUUUGAUGUGGUAAUUGACGGGUACCAAAAAUUUAAAUUUGUAUAUGGAAUCCUUAGAGUUAGAGUUUUUACAUUUUGGUUUUUAUAAACCAUUAAGGUUGAUCUAAUGAUUGUUUUAGUUUUUAUUAAAACUCAUUAUAGUAUCAAUAAACCAACAGUUUUUCUUGUGUUCUUUUGUACUCUGUUAUUUGCUUGUGUUAUAUACUUAGAAACAUAAGAUUAAUUUGUUCAAACAGGCACUUCUAAACCUUACUUAAAUUAAAUGGGUUAGAAACCAAGAGAAAUAUACAGUGUUUGGUUUUUAGUACAGUUUUCCAUGAAAACAUUUUAAAGUUUUCCUUUUGCAUUUGUUUAGUGUGUGUGUGUGUGUGUGUCUGUGUGUGUGUCUGUGUGUGUGUGCAUGCUUAUACUAUAACAUGACUGUGGAGAUCAGAGGAUAACUUGGAGUGAGUCAGAUCUCUACUUCUACUGUGUGGAUAUCAAGGAUUGAGCUCAGGUCGUCAGACUUGUGCAGCAAACAUCUUUACCAGACAAGUUGUCCCAUUGGUUUCCUGGAGAGGUACUUUAAAAAACUAACUGAAAUACUGCUCUGCAACACAGAAAUAAGAGUUGGAGUUGUUAAGACAAAAUUUUAAAAUACUGAUUUGUGUUGUAGAUCUGAGGCUGAUGUCUUUAUAAUGUUGAGACACUGAUAAUAUUUUGUUAUACUUUAUAAAAUCCUUUUUAUACACUUAUAAUUGGAUUGCUGGCUUUGAAAUUAGGGUCAUCAUUAGAUCAUUUGUAAUACUUGCUACCUUAAAUGUUAAAUAAAACUUGGAACAUUCUGA
Molecule: messenger RNA, 2107 nt
Organism: Rattus rattus (black rat)
Lineage: Eukaryota; Metazoa; Chordata; Mammalia; Rodentia; Muridae
Gene: Ccdc34
Product: coiled-coil domain containing 34
Exons: 6
Coding region: 64-1194 (376 amino acids)
Source: RefSeq, a predicted model, not a curated record